Temnothorax curvispinosus is the source of this 489-nucleotide messenger RNA. RefSeq lists its product as uncharacterized. The transcript has a single exon. The coding region runs from base 1 to 489 and encodes 162 amino acids. The record is from RefSeq and is a predicted model, not a curated record. Lineage: Eukaryota; Metazoa; Arthropoda; Insecta; Hymenoptera; Formicidae.
AUGCUUGCUCUAUACAACGAGAACGUGGUGAAAGUUGGACCAAUGAAAAAAUUCAGAAACAAAAAAUUGAUGUGGGAAUGUAUUGCUACGGAUAUAUCAAACGAGUUAAAAAUUUACGUAAGCGGAAUUCAAUGCGAAUCUCGUUUCAAAAAUGUCUUAAAACGUAAGACUGGUGCUGUAAAGCAUAAUAAACAAUCAGGUAAUGAUCCCGUGGAAGUUCCAUACCAAGACGAGAUUGAUGAAAUUAAAAGUAUGGAUGAUAGUAUUAAACCUGAAGUUCUUGUGAGUCCUGGUAGCAUUAAAGUUUUAAAAAACAACUCUCAAAAGUGUCUAGCAGAACAAUCUCGUCAGGAUAACAAGAAAAAGAAAACAGAAGAUCCACUUAUUACUGCAUUUCGUGAAUCGCAGGAAAGGAGGGAAGCCAACAGGCAACGUAGGCAUGAAGAAAAACUUGCAUUGUUGCGAGAAUUCCUGAGUAAGAAGGAGUAA